Messenger RNA from Psammomys obesus (fat sand rat), 4859 nucleotides. RefSeq names its product PPFIA binding protein 1 (gene Ppfibp1). The record is from RefSeq and is a predicted model, not a curated record. The transcript is spliced from 28 exons. Bases 387 to 3332 code for a protein of 981 amino acids. NCBI's taxonomy places the organism in Eukaryota, Metazoa, Chordata, Mammalia, Rodentia, Muridae. Gene Ontology annotation, biological process: neuromuscular junction development. Gene Ontology annotation, molecular function: protein binding. Gene Ontology annotation, cellular component: presynaptic active zone.
GUGCCUCUUGACAGUGUCGGGAAAGCCACUGGAACUUGAGGAGUUCUUCAGUAACCCCUGUGUUUUGUGGUGACCCCCCAGGAGAGGUGGAUCUCCUGUGAAUUGGUGAUAGGACCACAGGCCACUAAGAAGGGCCCUGAUUACAUGAAGCCUUACCCUCAGGGACGGGGCACACAACGACAGGGGCGCCGCUCUCAUCACCUGAGUCUGGCCUCUCAGCACUUCUCCAAACAUCUGACUGCAUUUUCAGGUGACACUCUUUGUGAACGGUUCAGAACUUCUAUGGAUCAGUUUGCUAAGGACGUGCAAGAUUGGAAGAGCUGAGAGAAAUCAGCGUUGAACCUUUUUCUUAAGGUUGAAGCAGGAGUCUUCUGACACGCGGGAAGAUGAUGAGCGAUGCUAGCGACAUGCUGGCAGCAGCGCUGGAGCAGAUGGACGGGAUCAUAGCAGGUUCCAAAGCCUUGGAGUAUUCCAAUGGGAUUUUUGAUUGCCAAUCUCCCACCUCCCCGUUUAUGGGAAGCUUGCGAGCCUUGCACCUCGUGGAAGACCUUCGUGGAGUGCUGGAGAUGAUGGAAACAGAAGAGAAGGAAGGAUUGAGAUGCCAGAUCCCAGACUCAACAGCAGAAGUGCUCAUUGAGUGGCUUCAAAGUCAAAUGACCAAUGGGCACCUGGCCGGGCAUGGCGACGUGUACCAGGAGAGGCUGGCGCGGUUGGAGAACGACAAGGAGUCCCUUGUGCUUCAGGUGAGCGUGCUGACCGACCAGGUGGAGGCCCAGGGAGAGAAGAUCCGAGACUUGGAGUUCUGUCUUGAGGAGCACAGAGAGAAGCUGAAUGCCACUGAGGAAAUGCUGCAGCAGGAGCUUCUGAGUCGGACAUCCUUAGAAACACAGAAGCUGGAGCUGAUGGCCGAGGUCUCUAAUCUGAAGCUGAAACUGACGGCUGUAGAGAAGGACAGACUGGAUUAUGAAGACAGGUUCAGAGACACAGAGGGACUGAUACAAGAGAUCAAUGAUUUGAGGUUAAAAGUCAGUGAAAUGGAUGGUGAAAGACUACAGUAUGAGAAAAAACUUAAGUCAACUAAAGAUGAAUUGACAUCUUUAAAAGAGCAACUGGAAGAGAAGGAGUGUGAAGUAAAGAGGCUUCAGGAGAGACUGGUGUGCAAGACAAAAGGAGAGGGGAUCGAAGCCCUUGAUCGAGAUGAAAAUAUUAAAAAGAAGCUCAAAGAGAAAAACGUUGAAGUACAGAAAAUGAAAAGGGCAGUGGAGUCUCUGAUGGCAGCAAAUGAAGAAAAGGACCGGAGGAUAGAGGAGCUCCGGCAGAGCCUGGGCAGGUACCGGACAGCACAGGACCCAGCCGCUCCGGCCCCAGGCCCGGAUGCAGAGUGUGAGGGUCUGCUCCGCUCCAGCUCCAGCUCCACCCUGUUGGACGGGCAGGGCUUCAGCGACCUGGAGAGAAGUACCUCCUCGACGCCAGGCCUGGGCUCUCCCGGCAGGGACCCGCUCAGCACGAGCGCCGCAGAAGAGUUUCACACCAGCAUCUUGCAGACUUCAGUCCCUUCACUAUUGCCACUAUCUAUGGGUUUAGAAACUUCUGAAAACUCGAAGUUGCCUGCUAAGGCCGAGAUGUCAUUUGACGAGAAUGAUGGAAAAGCAAUCCUGGGCGUGGCCGCUGAAGUCUCCCUGUGUGAUGGUGUUUCAACUCCGAGUCUGCCAAAAUCCAGCAGCCUGGGAAAUCUGAAGAAAGAGACAUCAGAUGGCAUGGAUAAAGCUCCAGCCGACAGUCGCACGUUUGGGACCCUGCCUCCCAAGGUCCCGGCACCUGACGGGUCUAUGGAUGACAACCCCUUUGGAACUCGAAAAGCCAGGUCCUCCUUUGGCCGGGGCUUUUUUAAAAUCAAAAGUAACAAGAGGACAGCCAGCGCACCAAAUCUCGCAGAGACAGAGAAGGAGACAGCCGAGCACCUAGAUCUGGCUGGUACAUCUCGGCCAAAAGGUUCCCAGGGGACCAGCCCAUUCCAGAUGUCUCCCCCAUCUCCAGACUCCAAAAAGAAGUCCAGAGGCCUCAUGAGACUCUUUGGGAAACUUAGGAGAAGCCAGUCAACUACAUUCAGCCCAGAUGACAUGUCUGAGCCUGAAUUCAAAAGAGGAGGGACAAGAGCAACUGCGGGCCCCAGGCUUGGUUGGUCUCGGGAUUUAGGACAGUCCAACAGUGACCUGGAUAUGCCGUUUGCCAAAUGGACCAAGGAGCAGGUGUGCAGCUGGCUGGCAGAGCAGGGCUUGGGCUCCUACCUCAGCUCUGGGAAGCACUGGAUUAUAUCUGGCCAGACGCUCUUGCAAGCUUCUCAGCAAGAUCUAGAGAAGGAACUGGGCAUCAAGCAGUCACUGCAUCGCAAGAAGCUCCAGCUGGCCCUGCAGGCCCUGGGGUCUGAGGAGGAAACCAACUAUGGAAAGCUGGACUUCAACUGGGUCACCAGAUGGCUGGAUGACAUUGGCCUGCCGCAGUACAAGACCCAGUUUGACGAAGGCCGCGUGGACGGGCGGAUGCUGCACUACAUGACCGUGGAUGACCUGCUGUCCCUGAAGGUCGUGAGUGUCCUGCAUCACCUCAGCAUCAAGCGGGCCAUCCAGGUCCUGAGGAUCAACAACUUCGAGCCCAACUGCCUGCGGAGGCGGCCGUCCGAUGAGAGCAGCAUCACACCAUCAGAGGUUCAGCAGUGGACCAACCACCGUGUGAUGGAGUGGCUCCGCUCGGUGGACCUGGCGGAGUAUGCGCCCAACCUCAGAGGCAGCGGUGUGCAUGGAGGGCUCAUGGUUCUUGAGCCUCGUUUUAAUGUAGAAACCAUGGCUCAGUUACUGAACAUUCCACCAAAUAAGACCUUGUUGCGCAGACAUUUGGCUACCCAUUUCAACCUCCUGAUUGGUGCUGAGGCCCAGCACCAGAAGCGAGACGCCAUGGAGUUGCCAGAUUAUGUGCUGCUAACAGCUACUGCCAAAGUGAAGCCAAAGAAACUGACCUUUACGAACUUUGGGAAUCUGAGGAAGAAGAAGCAUGAAGAUGGGGAGGAAUAUGUGUGUCCGAUGGAGCUGGGCCAGGCUGCAGGGAGCGGUUCGCAGAAGGGGUUCCGGGCAGGCGUGGACAUGCGCCUGUACGAGGAGGACGAUCUGGAUCGGCUGGAGCAGAUGGAGGACUCGGAAGGGACGGUGAGACAGAUAGGCGCGUUUUCCGAAGGCAUCAACAACCUGACGCACAUGUUAAAGGAGGAUGACAUGUUUAAAGACUUUGCUGCUCGCUCACCAAGUGCCAGCAUCACAGAUGAAGACUCCAACGUUUGACCAGAGGGCCUGGGCCAGUGCCGGGAGCACGAGUGUCAUCCUCCUGCUCCGCUUUUCAGAUCGUGUAUCCAGGUGACAGGCUGUGCAUUGUUUAGUGUUACGACUCCCGCCCGCUUGGAAGCGGGACUCUGCUGCAGGGGAGUGGGGCCAGUUCUGAAGAUGCUGCGGGAAGUGCGACGGUGGGCACUCGGGUGCCUGCUCUGCCUUGGUGGGCACUCGGGUGCCUGCUCUGCCUUGGUGGGCACUCGGAUGCCUGCUCUGCCUCUAAUGUAAGCCUGUGGUAGGGGCCACCGAAAGGAUUGCCUUCUGGUUGGCUGCUUCCCAGAGUGCUGCGUUCACGCUGCGUUCACUCGGAUGGAGGGUCUGGCCACAUCAGUGUUCACCGCAGCCGAAGCUGCUGCCCAGAUCCAGUGGUCACCAAAUGCAGCUGUACCUCCACUGGCCUCUUACUGUCUUAUUUUUAUAUAUUUUUCUAAUUCGUGUAUAUAUACCGUCUAUAGAAAACAGAACUUUUAUUUUGUGACACAAGGAUCAAAAGAUCAUAUUGAAAACAAAGAAACCCCACUGUUCUCAGUGUUCAUACACCAGCUAAUCCCUUCUUCAUUAUCCACUGAUGAAUUCUAACAGUGGUCAUCAUUCAGGCCAAAGUGAUCUGCUUCUUUGGUUGUCACAAAAUUGCCAAGCAGCUUAGAAGCUUCACCUCUAAUCCUGACUCCAUUUGCUUCAUAAAGAAGAAGUUUAGGGUGUUACCACAUCAUCUUGGUUCCUUUGGGUGCACUCAUAUCCACUCAGAAAAGUGUUUAUUAGAGUGGCUCAGGAAAAACCAAAAACUGAUCAUUGCGCUGAAGGAGUCGGCCUAGCCAUGCCAACGGUAGCUGACCCUCAGCCUGCCAGCCGGUGGGGCGUCAUGUCCCUGCAGUCCGGACCCAGAUAUUCUGGAGCUACAGGACGUUUUCUAAUGGUUUUCCUGUGCAAUAGCACACUGCUCGUGUUUUCUGUGACACAAAGCUCAAAGAAAGCGAAAAGCAUGUUCCUGUGACGUGUGUGUGUUGGAGACAAUCUGUUUUUCAUUCAGGGGUACACACGAGACCAGCUGUGUCCAGACAGCGCUCACGCGCUCAGGGAGAGACAGGAGGGCAGUUGAGCUUGUGGAGGCAGACCUGGUGAUGGCUAUUUCCAGAGCAUCGGUGUCCUUUAACGUGCCCAGCAGGUCAUGACUAAAAUGAUCUGAUGGUAACAGUGAUGCCUUUGAAUGCUCCCAUUCAUGAUUUCAUAACUGCAUUGGCUCCUUCCUGUACUGGGGUUUAGUUUAACAUCAUUAAGUCUCACCAUUUGGAAAGCUCGGUUUGUUAUUAGACCCUGGUUGAAAAUACCAGCAGACUGUUGCAGAUGCCAAAUAUUCUUUAUUAAGGACAGUGUAACAACUGAUGAUGUGUGGAAAAGUUAAAGAAUUUUGAUUAUAUAUUUUAUUUACAAAGUAUUAUGCACCGUUGGCAUUAUGAAAGGAAAUAAAGUCAAUUGACCAUU